GAGCCAAAGAGCAAAACUUUCGAUCAAAUUGUGUGAACUUGGGGUUGGAAACACUGAGUGAGAAUGGCUGAGUUUGGAUUUGCCAAGGCGUGCAUUCCGCAGUACAAUGGAGACUACGAUCAUUGGAGUCUUCUAAUGGAGAAUCUGAUGCAGUCCAAGGAGUAUUGGAUCAUUGUCGAGAAUGGAUUCAAGGAGCCUGACGCUGGAGAGAAGUUAACUGCAGAGCAGGAGAAGACUCUGACAGAGCUGAGGCUGAAAGAUUUCAAGGCGAUGAACUACUUGCUGAGUAGUAUCGACAAGACCAUUUUAAAGACCAUUUCCCAGAAGGCAAGUGCUAAGGAAUUGUGGGACUCCAUGAAGCUCAAAUUCCAGGGAAGUGCGAGGGUCAAACGUGCUCAACUGCAAGCACUAAGGAGGGAAUUUGAGGUCUUGGAGAUGAAGGAAGGGGAGUCGGUGAAUGAUUAUUUUGGAAGAGUCAUAGUUGUUUCAAAUGCCAUGCGUAACUGUGGUGAAGAGAUCAAUGAUGUAAAGAUAGUAGAGAAGAUCCUCAGAACUCUUACUGAAAGAUUCAAUUAUGUCGUCUGCUCCAUUGAAGAGUCGAAAGACAUAGACAUGCUGUCUGUAGACCAACUGCAGAGCUCCCUGUUGGUCCAUGAACAGAAGUUCACUAGGAGGGUUGUUACUGAAAAUUAGGCGCUCAAAGUUGGCUUUGAUGCUGGAAGAGGAAGAGGGAGAGGACGAAAUUACUCUUCAAGAAGAGGACGAGGCAGGGGCAAAAAUUUGAAUAAAGAGAUGGUUGAUGCUAUAAUUGUCACAAACUUGGUCACUACAAAAAUGAGUGCCCAGAUUGGGCAGCACAAACUCAUUAUGUUGACAAUCAUGUCUCUGGACAUGAUGAGAUGCUUCUCAUGGCAGCAAAUGAUGCAGAGGAAGAAGUUCUCAGUGCUGUGGGAGCCAAUCAAACUGCUGAAGUAAAGAAUGAAGCCGGAUGGUUCCUUGAUAGUGGCUGCAGCAAUCAUAUGAGUGGCGAUAAAUGAUGGUUUAGUAGCAUGGAUAUCUCCUUCAAGAGCAGUGUCAAACUUGGGAAUGGAAUGAAGUUGCUGGUUCAGGGAAA
Molecule: messenger RNA, 1114 nt
Organism: Ricinus communis (castor bean)
Lineage: Eukaryota; Viridiplantae; Streptophyta; Magnoliopsida; Malpighiales; Euphorbiaceae
Exons: 1
Coding region: 64-693 (209 amino acids)
Source: RefSeq, a predicted model, not a curated record